Phycodurus eques (leafy seadragon) is the source of this 1691-nucleotide messenger RNA. Its product is annotated as gastrula zinc finger protein XlCGF52.1-like. Gene Ontology annotation, biological process: regulation of transcription by RNA polymerase II. Lineage: Eukaryota; Metazoa; Chordata; Actinopteri; Syngnathiformes; Syngnathidae. The transcript is spliced from 2 exons. The record is from RefSeq and is a predicted model, not a curated record. Gene Ontology annotation, molecular function: DNA-binding transcription factor activity; RNA polymerase II cis-regulatory region sequence-specific DNA binding. The coding region runs from base 234 to 1490 and encodes 418 amino acids.
CUACUUCCGCAUACGUUUUUUUUUACGUAACAACUCGCCUGGGUUUAUGAAAUAAUUCUUCCCGAAUUAGUCCUGAACUCACUGGAGCAUCGACAGCACGUCCAUCACGACUGAACCGAAAGCUCUUCAAUAAAUCUUUGAACUCGUCCCUGGGUGCACCUUGAAGCUUUCUCGAGCGAGUCCCGACUAGCUCGGCUUCGCUUGCUAGCUGCUAACAAAUAGACGCGUUUGGUAUGGACACGUCGCGAAGCGUGCGUGGAAAGUGUGGCGACGCUCGCGUGAAAAUGCGUGCAAAGAGUGUGAAAGAAGAAGAGUGCGAGGAGGACAUUUGUCGGACAGAAGAGGGGACCGAGCGCCCACGUCUACCACUGGACGCCGUUUUGGAGCAGCCUCAGUUUGGGCCAUACGGAGCAGACGUCAGUGAAAAAUAUUUUCAUCCUGAGCAACAAGGACCAGAGUCUCCUCACAUUAAAGAGGAAGAGGAGCCAGCGUCCUUUCACGUUAAAGACGAAGAGGAGGGUGAGCUCACCGAGUUCCCGUUGACCUUUGACCAUUUGAAGGGUGAACAAGAUGAAGACAAAGGUCAACAGCACGAGGAGAACAGAGGGACACAGCCUCCAAGCAGCAGCUCAAGUCAACGCAUGGCAGCAGAAGAUGAUGGAGACCACUGUGGAGCAGCACAAGCAGACGGCCUCUUUGCGCCACUAUCAGAUAGUGACGACACAACAUCACAAUCGCAUGAUGAUGAUGGUAAUGCCCAUGACGGAGAGCACUCUAAAGGUGAAUUGACAUGUCACACUGACAACAAACAUGUAAAAUGCUCGCGGUGCGGUAAAACCUUUAGUUCAAAGUGGGGGUUGAAAGUGCACACAAGAACACACACUGGGGAAAAAGCUUUCGCCUGCUCAGUUUGCGCGAAAAGAUUCUCUGUCAAGGAACGUUUAAUAAUGCACAACAGAACACACACUGGAGAGAAACCUUUUGCAUGCACAAUUUGCGAUCAAAGAUUCUCUGUUAAGACGCAUUUGACGACACACAAAAGAACACACACUGGGGAGAAACCUUUUGCCUGCUUAGUCUGCGGUCAAACAUUCUCCGUGAAAUAUAGUUUAAUAAUUCACACAAGAAAACACACUGGGGAAAAACCUUUUGCCUGCUCUGUAUGUGAUAAAAGAUUCACUCAGAAGGGAGAUUUAAGAAUACACACAAGAACACACACUGGGGAGAAACCUUUUGUCUGCUCAGUUUGUGGGAGGAGCUUUACUCUCAAGGGACAUUUAAGAGCACACACAAGAACGCAUACCGGAGAGAAACCUUUUGCCUGUUCAGUUUGCGGUCAAAGGUUCUCUGUCAGCGGAAGCUUAAGAACACACACAAGAACACACACUGGAGAAAAACCAUUCAGUUGCAGCGUGUGCGAUAAAAUAUUCUCUCGUAAGGAUCAUGUUAAGAGACACAAGUGUGCUGGUGAGAAUAGAAGUGAUCAGUGAACCAUGGAAGACUGUAAAGAAACGGCAAGCUGUAAAAGUGUGUGUGUGUGUGUUCCUGAACAAAAAAAUCCACAAAUGACGACAGAAUUAUGGUGUCGUGUGCUCUAUCACUGCGACAUACACGCAUCAUGGGCAUUGUAUGUUAAUAAAAUCAUAAUUGUAUCCUUGUAUUUUGAAUAAAGCAAUCGUCAUGGUCUUGAA